Molecule: messenger RNA, 311 nt
Organism: Gongylonema pulchrum
Lineage: Eukaryota; Metazoa; Nematoda; Chromadorea; Rhabditida; Gongylonematidae
Source: the annotation of a GenBank genome assembly
GCGAUAUCAUUGACAUGAGACUGGCCAGGAUACGAGAGAAGGAGUAUGCGGAAGAUGACAAUAUUGGCUCAUUCAUGUAUUUCUUCAAAUUCAAGAACAAGCAGUACUGCGUGGAUGCGACCGAUGAGACGUCAGACAAAGGGCGACUGAUAAAUCAUUCCGUGCUAAGGCCCAAUCUCAAAACUAAGGUUGUGGAAUUGAAAGGAACGAAACACCUCAUACUGGUUGCGAAGAGGGAUAUCGAGGUUGGCGAGGAAUUGCUUUACGAUUAUGGGGAUCGGACACCGUGUUCUGUUGCCGAAAAUCCAUGG